CUGCCCCUGUAAUAGCUGUACGAGGUCACGUAGAUGAUCAUGUGAAAGAAGAGCUUCGUUGUACCAGACUGCUCGAAUUCAGCGGCUGGCAAGUACUAAUUAUUCACAUCGUCCCUAAGGAAAUUUCGCCGGAUUGGCAACGUAUCCUUGCUGAAACCAAAGCAGACAUUGUACUUUGCGGACACAGCCACAAUUAUAGUGUCUCAGAACCAGACAAGAUCCAUUACAUAAACCCAGGGUCUGCCGGCCCUGCUCGAUUCCGGCUUUCAAGAAAGGGCAUGCACGGCGAGAAGGCUUUGUGACGAAACCCUCAUGUAUUUUUAGAGGGGUUCUCUUUAGCAGCCUGUAGCUCGUCAUGGAUGAAUCUGAGACCGCCGACAUUGGCAAGGCAAUCGCGACAGCUGUUCUGAAACAGUAUGAAGCGCUGCCAAAGAAUGGGAAGCCACAGCCCAAUGAGCACACAGUUCUCGCUGGCUUUGUUGUCACCCAUGAAGAGCUCGGCAUGCGGCAGCAACAGCCCACGCUACAGCCUGACAUCGGGCAAGCCAGCAUGCAUGUGGUCUCGAUAGGGACAGGAACUAAGUGCCUGGGGUUCAGCAAGCGCAGCACAAGCGGGGAAGUGCUCAAUGAUUCCCAUGCAGAGGUGGUUGCUCGGAGGGCUCUGCUGCGCUGGCUGUAUACAGAAGUGGAGACUGUGCCAUCAGAAUCUGCCGAAGAGUCUGACGAACCUGUGCUAAGGGCUACGCUGCGCCCACAGUUUCUCGGUCAGGAGCACUCUAGCAAGGCUGGGAAAGCCCUUGCGACGCAACGCAGAGUCCAUUGGCCGCUUUUUGAGAGGACUGCAUCUGGCACAUAUAGGAGGAGGGGGCGAUGGCAGCUGCACAUGUUCAUCAGCCAGCCUCCAUGUGGCGACGCCUGCAUCUUUGCAAACCAGGCACCCUUCGGGACAGACUCCGAGCAUCCAAAGGCCACAAGGUGGAGGAGAACUGGGGCCAAGAGGCUGAAAGCAGCCCAAGCGCAGGCAGCAGACGUUGGGCAGGUCGGGGAGCCUGUGGGGUCAGGUGACCAGCGCAGAAGCAAAGAUGUUGAGCAAAGCAGCAAUGCUCAGAAUACCGCGGAGAGUGCCUCCGCACCAAAUGCACAGGAGGGCGCGGGCAGAACUACCAUGGAUUUACAGAGGGAAGGGGAGCGGCAGCAAGAGGGAGUGCUCAGGCGAAAGCCGGGACGGGGGGAGCCCACAAUGUCACUGAGUUGCAGUGAUAAGCUGGCACGAUGGAACGUGAUGGGCGUGCAAGGGGCGAUGCUGUCCGAGCUACUAGAAGAGCCCCUGUACAUGCAAUCCCUCACAGUCGCGCUGCCGCAUUGCACCACGGAAGUUGCCCAUCAGGCAAGGGCAGCCUUGUGGAGAGCAGUUGCAGGAAGAACAAAGGAGGCCGCCACAGUAAUUCCGUCCCCGUUCAAGUGGAGCCCACCUCAGCUGCACAUCAUCUGCCUGCCGGAUGUUGAAGUGGCUGAGGCCCUCCGCUGCUCGGACGUGCGCUGUGUGCCCUCGGGCCUUUCUUUGAAUUGGAGCGCUCCACAGAGCAGCAGCUGGAAAAGCGGUGGAUUGGGCUGUCUGAAAGGGGGCCUGUCUGAGGCAACUCUUGCUGCAAGCGGAAGGAAGGCAGGUGCUGCGAAGAAUGGACCAGGCUGGAGGUCACCAAAGACUCAGUCAACGCUGUCCACUCAAAGCCUGCACAAAAUCUUAUGCAGUCAUUGUGAACACACAGAUAUCAGUGGUGAGGGUCUGGAAGGGUACAAAUUACUGAAGUCGUCCACUUUCCACCACCAGGUUUGGGUACUUGUUCAGCACAACUGCUCUUACUUCAGGGAAUGGUAUGCAUCAAGACAGCCAGGUCCUGACAUGCACCGCUGAGGGGUAGGUCAUUGUCAGCAGGGGCUUGCAUGCAUUGGGACAGCUGACAUGCAGGCGUUGUGACCUGUCCGUGACUGCCACUUUGUUGCAGCUCCUAGCUAGUCUAUAGGCUCAUAAACGUUGCGAUAAAGUCGUAACAUCAAGCAACACUGUGAUGUGACAUGGCACUCAAUGAG
This is a messenger RNA of Coccomyxa subellipsoidea C-169, 2091 nucleotides long. RefSeq lists its product as hypothetical. Gene Ontology annotation, biological process: RNA processing. The coding region runs from base 356 to 1915 and encodes 519 amino acids. NCBI's taxonomy places the organism in Eukaryota, Viridiplantae, Chlorophyta, Trebouxiophyceae, Coccomyxaceae. The record is from RefSeq and is a predicted model, not a curated record. Gene Ontology annotation, molecular function: adenosine deaminase activity; RNA binding. The transcript is spliced from 6 exons.